Messenger RNA from Olea europaea var. sylvestris, 1037 nucleotides. Its product is annotated as cytochrome c oxidase assembly factor 4 homolog, mitochondrial. Bases 102 to 359 code for a protein of 85 amino acids. The record is from RefSeq and is a predicted model, not a curated record. NCBI's taxonomy places the organism in Eukaryota, Viridiplantae, Streptophyta, Magnoliopsida, Lamiales, Oleaceae. The transcript is spliced from 4 exons.
UCUCCUCCAUUUUUUAAAUUGUCAAUAGCAUUCGUAUUCUCAGUCGCCGGCAUCCACAAAUAAGCGUCCGCUGGCUCGUUGAAAGAGGCGGCCCGACGAACAUGGACAAACCGCAUCAUUCAAGCCCGAACCCGAGUCAAGCAUCGCCACCCCCGCCGCCGGUGCGCCACCAGAGCGAUAUGGAGGAAGACGAUGAGACGGUUAAGCAGCUGAAAGAAUGCUCUUCUCUCUACUUAGCACUGCAGGAUUGCCUAAUCAAAACCAACAGGAAUUGGAAAUCAUGCCAAUUGGAAGUUCAAGCUUUGAAAGAAUGCAAUGACAGAAGAAAGAAAGAAGGACAGGAUGAAUUGAGAAAAUAAGCUGAGAAAGUGAUAGAGGUCAGAAAUUGAUGUAAACAUUUUCGGAAGCGGACUUCAUAAGUUCAGAGACUAGAGAAUGGAACAAAAAACAGGAAGAUUCAACCGUCAUCUGUAAAGGGAUGCAACUAUGUUGAAAAGGCAAUUAUCUCGUUUGCAAACAUAACUGACGGGAUUAAAUAUAUGACAGGGUUAUCCGAGUUUUCAAGAAACUACUCGAGUUUUAGCAAAAACAACUCUCUGGGGUUGGAUCGAUUGGUUGAAAGGCCUGAAAGAGAAUGUUGUUUUGGUUUUCACCCGUGGACAAACUUGACUUCGUCUGUAGGUGUUUGGAACCCCUCACUUGUGAAUAAAAACAUGGCUCAAAUGAGCACAUUUUGAUUUUAGUCUUUCCAACUGAAUCUGACUGAAAUACAUUCGGCAUAACAGCACAUACAAUGGAUCGACUGUAUGUAAUCACGGAGCCUUUAAUGGCUCCCAGGAGACACUCGAAGAAAGCAAGCCAACCACAGCAAGAGUUAAAUUUGGUUGUGGAUUUGUCCAGAGUAGUUCAUCCACAACCAGUGCAAUUAUAGAUCCCGUCAUCAUAAAACUUCUUGUACUCUCCAGUGCCACGUGACCUGUAAAAAACUAUACUAUCAGUGGAUGAUAUUGCAUUUGAUGAGAUUUUAACUUCAUUUU